CCUCUCUCUCUUAAAGCUCUCUUCUUUGGCUCUUUCGAAGAAGAACCAUUUUUAUUUCCUAAGAGAGACGACGCAGUUCUUUUCUAAAGCACCGGAGAGGAGGAGAAGCAACGAUGGAGAAUGAUUGCACGGUGAAUAUUGUCUCUCUGGAGAAGGAUCGCGAUGUUUCGGAGGCGUCGGCUGAAUCUCAGAGCGAGUCGACUCUUUCGAACUCGCUCGAUUCCGGUGUUACGGCUGAGACCUCUCGUUCUGAUGCUGAUUCCAAACUGGAUGAAUGUACUGCUUGGACGAAUGAGAAACACAACUCAUAUCUUGAUUAUUUAGAGAGCUCGUUUGUUAGGCAAUUAUACUCCUUGCUUGGAGGUGGGACUCAGAGACUUUCUAGAACUCGUGAUGUGCAGUCUAACUCUCAUAAAUCAGCUGAUCAGUUUACCGUCCUACAAAAUGGUUGCUGGCAGAAGGUUAACUUUGGAAAGAAACAAUCUUGUUUGGAGACUUCAUCUGAGUUUCGUUUUCACAGAAAUUCAUUGAGAAAUAAGCCUGAAAAUUCCAACGGAAAUUACACCAUGGGAACUACUGUCCAAGGAGAUGUGUUAUGUCAUGACGAAACCAAACACUCAGAGGCGUCAGGGCAGAAUUUCAGAGAAGAAGAAGAAGAAGAAGAGAAGGGAGAGGUGAGCAAAAAACGAGAAAGAGAAGCAAAUAACGAUGAUAGUUCAUUGAAGGAGGAUCAGGUUGUGCCGGUAAGGAUGGUGAAGCCCAGAACGGAUCCAAUGGGAUAUGGAAAUAGGAUUGGUGUUUGUUUUCGUUAAAUUUUGUCUAAUGUUAACUAGGGGAAAAGUUAUCUGAUAGUAUUAGCAUCUUAUGGCAAUUUUAUUCUUUUGAAUUCAUAUAACAUCUAUCUACUAUACUUAUGUCUUUAUUUUUUGAACAAUGUUUUUUUUUAUGAAUUUUAGAAUUUCUUUUAUUAGUAAAUAAUUUUUGUUUUCAUGCGACUUUUAAGAGAAAUUCAAUUUAGAAACAUGGUACACAAUUGUUGUCUUGUAGUAAAAUAUAACGUUUUUACCAAUGGUGAGUUCGAUUAUCAAUCUGAUUCACGUUUUAUGCAAGAGAGUGAAACUUAUUGACAUGUAGGAUGUGCCUGAGGAUCUGUAUUAGCGGACCUAUUUUUAACUGUUUUGCGAGGUUUCAUAGUCUAUGAGCAUCCAUACAUAUAUUUAAGAGGAUCAUAAGGAUCUUGGAACUCGAUUAGGUUGAUGUGACUGAUCAAUGAGCUUGUAAGUAAAGGAAAUAAGAAAUAGUCAAUUGUUUAAGGGAAUUGAAGCAGAGAAGAGAUUGUAUAUCAGAAAGCUAGGUAGAUCAUCUUUUGAGGAUCAUGUGAAGAAACAAUGGAUUUACCAUCGU
Messenger RNA from Arabidopsis thaliana (thale cress), 1404 nucleotides. RefSeq lists its product as uncharacterized. The record is from RefSeq and is marked reviewed. Gene Ontology annotation, cellular component: nucleus. Bases 114 to 812 code for a protein of 232 amino acids. The transcript has 6 exons. Gene Ontology annotation, biological process: response to cold; regulation of circadian rhythm. Lineage: Eukaryota; Viridiplantae; Streptophyta; Magnoliopsida; Brassicales; Brassicaceae.